ACAUCUGGCGGCUGCCCGCCCUUGUUUCCGCUGCAUCCAGACUUCCUCCGGCGGUGGCUGGAGGCUGCGCAUCUGGGGCUUUAAACAUACAAAGGGAUCGCCGGGACCUGCGAGGGCAGGCGGCGCGGCGCGGGCUGAAGCGCGGGGGCCGGACCAUGAGCCGCUGAGCCCGGCGCAGCCCAGGUGACGGAGCGGGCGGCCCCUGAGCGCGGCGCGGCGGAGCAGGCGCCAAGCAGGCGGCGACGCGGCCGGGAGCGCUGAGCCAGCGACCCCCGGGCGACGCGCGGGGCCCGGGAGCGCUACGAUGGAGGCGCGAGCGGCCCGGGGCGCGCUCGCCGGUCCCCUGCGGGCGCUUUGCAUCCUGAGCUGCUUGUUGGGCCGCGCCGCCACCGCGCCGUCGCCCAUCAUCAAGUUCCCCGGCGAUGUGGCCCCCAAAACGGACAAAGAGUUGGCUGUGCAAUACCUGAACACCUUCUACGGCUGCCCCAAGGAGAGUUGCAACCUGUUUGUGCUGAAGGACACGCUAAAGAAGAUGCAGAAAUUCUUUGGGUUGCCACAGACAGGUGAACUUGACCAGAGCACCAUCGAGACCAUGCGGAAGCCGCGCUGUGGCAACCCAGAUGUGGCCAACUACAACUUCUUCCCCCGCAAGCCCAAGUGGGACAAGAACCAGAUCUCAUACAGGAUCAUUGGGUACACGCCGGAUCUGGACCCAGAGACGGUGGAUGAUGCCUUCGCUCGUGCCUUCCGAGUCUGGAGUGACGUGACCCCACUGCGGUUUUCUCGCAUCCAUGAUGGAGAGGCUGACAUCAUGAUCAACUUUGGCCGCUGGGAGCACGGAGACGGAUACCCCUUUGAUGGUAAAGACGGGCUCCUGGCCCACGCCUUCGCCCCGGGCACUGGCGUCGGGGGAGACUCUCACUUUGAUGAUGAUGAGCUGUGGACCCUGGGAGAAGGGCAAGUGGUCCGAGUGAAGUACGGGAAUGCCGAUGGGGAGUACUGCAAGUUCCCCUUCCUGUUCAACGGCAAGGAGUACACCAGCUGCACCGACACGGGCCGCAGCGACGGCUUCCUCUGGUGUUCCACCACCUACAACUUCGAGAAGGACGGCAAGUACGGCUUCUGCCCCCACGAAGCCCUGUUCACCAUGGGUGGCAACGCCGAUGGACAGCCCUGCAAGUUCCCGUUCCGCUUCCAGGGUACGUCCUACGACGGCUGCACCACCGAGGGCCGCACGGACGGCUACCGCUGGUGCGGCACCACGGAGGACUAUGACCGCGACAAGAAGUACGGCUUCUGCCCGGAGACCGCCAUGUCCACUGUUGGCGGGAACUCGGAAGGCUCCCCCUGUGUCUUCCCCUUCACCUUCCUGGGCAACAAGUAUGAGAGCUGCACCAGCGCCGGCCGCAGCGAUGGAAAGAUGUGGUGUGCGACCACGGCCAGCUAUGACGAUGACCGCAAGUGGGGCUUCUGCCCCGACCAAGGGUACAGCCUGUUCCUCGUGGCAGCCCAUGAGUUUGGCCACGCCAUGGGGCUGGAGCACUCCGAGGACCCCGGGGCCCUGAUGGCGCCCAUUUACACCUACACCAAGAACUUCCGCCUGUCCCACGAUGACAUCAAGGGUAUUCAGGAGCUCUACGGGGCCUCCCCUGACACUGACACUGACGCUGGGACUGGCCCCACCCCCACGCUGGGACCUGUCACUCCCGAGAUCUGCAAACAGGACAUUGUCUUUGACGGCAUCGCUCAGAUCCGUGGUGAGAUCUUCUUCUUCAAGGACCGGUUCAUUUGGCGGACAGUGACGCCACGUGACAAGCCCAUGGGGCCCCUGCUGGUGGCCACAUUCUGGCCUGAGCUCCCGGAAAAGAUCGAUGCUGUGUAUGAGGCCCCACAGGAGGAGAAGGCUGUGUUCUUUGCAGGUGUGUGGGAAGGGUCCUGCCUCGGCCCCCGCUCCCCGGGGCCCCGUAACAGGGCUCCCGCGGGGCCCACGCUCACUCCCCUCCCAAACCACAGUUCCUGUGCAGCUAACAAGAAGACGUACAUCUUCGCUGGAGACAAAUUCUGGAGAUACAAUGAGGUCAAGAAGAAAAUGGAUCCCGGCUUCCCCAAGCUCAUCGCAGACGCCUGGAACGCCAUCCCCGACAACCUGGAUGCCGUUGUGGACCUGCAGGGCAGUGGCAUGCGGCGCCGGGAAAACAAACCAGCCCCUUCAGCCCUGGGCUGGGACGGCAUCCAGACCCCUGACCUCUGCUCCCUCGGCCUGGCUCCAGGAAGUAAGGCCCAGAAAGGCUCCUCACAGCUGCAGGGCCCGGAGCCAGGGCCGGAGAGGGAGGCCUCGUUUGUGGCCGCCUCCCAUUAG
Messenger RNA from Propithecus coquereli (Coquerel's sifaka), 2359 nucleotides. It is a transcript of the gene MMP2, whose product is annotated as matrix metallopeptidase 2. Bases 305 to 2359 code for a protein of 684 amino acids. The record is from RefSeq and is a predicted model, not a curated record. Gene Ontology annotation, cellular component: extracellular matrix. The transcript has 14 exons. Gene Ontology annotation, biological process: collagen catabolic process; response to hypoxia; proteolysis. Gene Ontology annotation, molecular function: zinc ion binding; metalloendopeptidase activity. Lineage: Eukaryota; Metazoa; Chordata; Mammalia; Primates; Indriidae.